GGUCUAUUACGUUCCUUUUUCGUCGUGGCGCACGAACCCCGUUCAGACGGUCUAGACGGGUCGUCUUUCAGCCGUUUCCAGCGUUGCCGCUUUUCCGCUUCCCCCACCACUGUCAUCCUUCCCGCAAGCCGCAACAGACGAACACGGAACGAAAUUAUCGGCUGGCUGUGUUGUUGUUGACACCUUUUAGUGCGCCGUCGUUAUUUUCCUCCAUAAAAGGAAACUCCCCCCCCCCCUCGUUAUUUUUCGUAGUUUAGGCUGUUCAGUAAAGACGUUAUCUCGCGUAUUCCAUUCCACGAGUUCUACUAAACUACUAAAUUAUCGCUGAUAUAAAGCUACUUCAUUUUGAUCUGACGGUUUAGCGUUCGUAACUCCGGCUGCGUGAUGGGUAAGUUUUUCUAACCUUUUCGAAGUUUGUCCUAACCUCCAGCACCCUCGUGGUCAUUAGGUCGGGAACUCGAGUCCCUGAUACUAUGUACCCUUGAAUUUAUUUGCAGCGUACGAUUACUUUGGUGACCGGCUGCGAAACCCCAUAGAGGAGCACCGGCGCCGGGUCGCGUAUGGGGUUCACCUGCGGUUUCGGUGCCGGGACCGGUCAAACCCUUUGGAUUUGUCUGUUGAGGCCUUCGUUGAACUAUAUCGGAUGCCUCAGGAUAUUUUCAUGGAGCUGAUGGGAAUUUUGACACCUUUUGCGGAACGCAGGCAAUCUCCCAAUGCUAUACCAUUCUUCAUGCGUUUUCUCUCUAGCCUGUUUUAUUAUGCGACGGGCAGCUACCAGGAGCAUACUGGUACUUCCAUCCACCACCCUCUAAGCCAGUCGUCGAUGGUUAAGAACAUUGAAGAGAUCACCAACCUCCUGAAUCAUCCGACAAUCUUGCCCCGUUUUGUUCGGUUUCCCUGGACAAACGAGGAGCGAGCUGCUCAUAUUGAAACAAACAGUCGCAUGGGCCUGCCAGGGGUACUUGGAUUAAUUGAUGGGACUUUAAUUCCCAUUUUCCCCCCUACCAAACCAAACCAGCAUUACUAUUGUCGUAAAAGGUUUACAGCCAUAAAUGCUGCAGUUGUAAGCAGGUUUUCCCUGUCUCAAUAGUUAAAUGAAGUGUUGCGAUGUGCCACAUGGUUUCAUUUGAUUGCUGUGUUCUCUUUUCCAAGAUUUGUGAUGCGAAUUUAAAAAUUCUGUAUUUGGAUGCCCGGUAUCCUGGUUCGGCUCAUGAUGCCUAUGUGUAUAGGUGGUCGCCACUAAGAGAUGCCCUGAUGAGGGCCUACCAGGGUGAUCAAUGCUGGCUUUUAGGAGACUCAGCUUACCCUCUUGAGCCAUGGUUGAUGCCACCAAUCCCAAAUGCCCCUGU
Messenger RNA from Frankliniella occidentalis (western flower thrips), 1349 nucleotides. RefSeq lists its product as uncharacterized. Bases 644 to 1090 code for a protein of 148 amino acids. The record is from RefSeq and is a predicted model, not a curated record. NCBI's taxonomy places the organism in Eukaryota, Metazoa, Arthropoda, Insecta, Thysanoptera, Thripidae. The transcript is spliced from 4 exons.